Messenger RNA from Dryobates pubescens (Downy woodpecker), 3399 nucleotides. It is a transcript of the gene P2RY1, whose product is annotated as purinergic receptor P2Y1. The transcript is spliced from 2 exons. Gene Ontology annotation, molecular function: ATP binding; A1 adenosine receptor binding; G protein-coupled ATP receptor activity. Lineage: Eukaryota; Metazoa; Chordata; Aves; Piciformes; Picidae. The record is from RefSeq and is a predicted model, not a curated record. Gene Ontology annotation, biological process: relaxation of muscle; platelet activation; phospholipase C-activating G protein-coupled receptor signaling pathway. Gene Ontology annotation, cellular component: plasma membrane. Bases 273 to 1364 code for a protein of 363 amino acids.
GCCGCUCUGCCCGCGGCGGCCGGCCCGCUAUGGAGGGGCGACCGUAGGGGCGCUGCCCCCAGUCCUGAAACCCCUCCCCGGGCCGCCCUGCCCUGCCCUGGCCGGCGAUGGGAGCCGGGGCGGCUGCAGGCGGGACGCCGUCCCCCGCCGGGCGGACGCUGCCGGCGGCGAGGAGAGGCGAGAGCGGCGGGCUGAGGAGGGCAGAUGUGUUCCUUGCCCUGUAGAGACUUGGUUGGUUCACCUCAGACCUAUGUGACUCUGGGGGAAGGAUCAUGACUGAAGUCCUCUUCUCUGCUGCUUUGAAUGGAACUGAACCCAACCUGCUCUCCAGCAGCGGCUGGUCUGUGGGGAACGCCACCACCAAGUGUUCCCUGACCAAAACUGGCUUCCAGUUCUAUUACCUGCCCACCGUCUACAUUCUGGUCUUCAUCACUGGGUUUCUGGGCAACAGCGUGGCCAUCUGGAUGUUUGUCUUCCACAUGAGGCCGUGGAGCGGCAUCUCGGUUUACAUGUUCAACUUGGCCCUGGCUGACUUCCUGUACGUCUUGACUCUGCCUGCCCUCAUCUUUUACUACUUCAAUAAGACGGACUGGAUCUUUGGAGACAUCAUGUGCAAGCUGCAGAGGUUCAUCUUCCACGUCAACCUGUACGGCAGCAUUCUGUUCCUCACGUGCAUCAGCGUGCACAGGUACACGGGGGUGGUGCACCCCCUGAAGUCGCUGGGGAGGCUGAAGAAGAAGAACGCCGUCUACAUCAGCACCCUGGUGUGGGUGGUGGUGGUGGCUGUGAUUUCUCCCAUCCUCUUCUACUCGGGGACGGGGAUAAGGAAAAACAAAACCACCACCUGCUACGACACCACCGCCGACGACUACCUGAGAAGUUACUUCAUCUACAGCAUGUGCACCACCGUCUUCAUGUUCUGCAUCCCCUUCAUCCUGAUCCUCGGCUGCUACGGGCUGAUCGUGAAGGCUCUGAUCAACAAGGAUUUGGACAAUUCCCCCCUCAGGAGAAAGUCGAUUUACCUGGUGAUUAUCGUGCUGACGGUCUUUGCCGUCUCCUACCUUCCCUUCCACGUGAUGAAGACCUUAAACCUAAGAGCCAGGGUGGAUUUUCAGACUCCACAAAUGUGUGCCUUCAACGAUAAGGUUUAUGCCACUUACCAAGUGACGAGGGGCCUGGCCAGCCUCAACAGCUGCGUCGACCCCAUCCUUUACUUCCUGGCAGGAGACACCUUCCGCAGGAGGCUUUCCAGGGCCACCAGGAAGUCGUCCCGGAGGAGCGAACACAACGUGCAGUCCAAAAGUGAGGAGAUGACCCUCAAUAUUUUGUCAGAGUAUAAGCAGAACGGAGAUACCAGUUUGUGAGCAAGGACUUGGGAGCAGUGGGGUGAAACCCUCCACAGCGAGGAGGUGACUCUCAGUGUUUUGUCUGAGCAUAAGCAGAAGGGAGAUACCAGUUUGUGAGCAAGGACUUGGGAGCAGUGGGGUGAAACCCUCCGCAGCGAGGAGGUGACUCUCAGUGUUUUGUCUGAGUAUAAGCAGAAGGGAGAUACCAGUUUGUGAGCAUGGAUUUGGGAGCAGUUGGGUGAAACCCUCCACAAGGAGAUGACUCUCAGUGUUUUCUCAAAGCAGAAGGGAGAUACCAGUCUGAGAGCAAGGAUUUGGGAGCAGUUGGGUGAAACCCUCCACGAGGAGAUGACCCUCGAUGUUUUGUCAGAGCAUAAGCAGAAUGGAGAUACCAGUUUGUGAGCAUGGAUUUGGGAGCCAUUGGGUGAAACCCUCCACGAGGAAAUGACUCUCAGUGUUUUGUCAGAGCAGAAUGGAGAUACCAGUUUGUGAGCGCGGAUUUGGGAGCCGUUGGGUGAAACCCUCCACGAGGAGAUUGGGUGAAACCCACCACGAGGAAAUGACUCUCAGUGUUUUGUCAGAGCAGAAUGGAGAUACCAGUUUGAGAGCAAGGAUUUGGGAGCCACUGGGUGAAACGCUCCACAAGGAGAUGACUCUCAGUGUUUUAUCAAAGCAGAAGGGAGAUACCAGUUUGUGAGCACGGAUUUGGGAGCCGUUGGGUGAAGCCCUCCGCGGCGAGCCGGCAGGACGCUGUAGUGCUACAGGUGUGCGAGGAGAAUCCAACCACUCUCCGAGUCCUCCUUUUCUGCUCUUGGAGAAAGCUGAAGGCAGCCAAGUGGAAGGAUUUGAAUGGAAAAGGAAAAAAAAUCACCUGUUAAAGUGCAGCUUUCCCUUCUCCCUCACAACAAUCCUCAUUUCCUUCUGACUGGUGUCAGGCAAAAUAAAAUGAAGUCAAUCCCCUGAAGGAAGAAAGCAAUCCAAGUGCUUCUCUUUUAAUGGCUCAGUCUCCCACGUUCAAAAGGGGGGGGGGGGAGGGGCAGAAAAAAAAAGUCCUCAAAUCAUCUUCUCUUUAAAAAUAGGAAAUCAAAAAGAACCUGAGGGCAAAGCAGCGUCUGCUGAGGCCCAGGCCGCAGGAGGCUGGCCCGGGGCUGGUGAUGGGUGUUGAGAUCAAAGUCACGCUGCUGUUAUCUCACCUCUGCAGUUUUGUCCUUUCCUCAUCCUCUUCUCGGUGUUGGUAGUUGUUUGGUAGUUUGGGUAGCAAGUGGUGAUGCAGUCUGCUCGGAGUGCCGGUGUCGUACGCAAGGUAGGCUUACCCCCCUCUGCAUGAUCUACGCUUUCGGAGUGCAAAUGGUUUGUUCAUGGAAAAAACACAAAAAUCUGGAUUCCCAACACCCCCCCCUCCCCCUUCGCGGCAGCUUGGCUUGCAGGGGAGCUGGCCCCCCUCAGCCAGCCCCCGGCAGACGGAUCAGCAGGUCCCCAGGAGCAGGUGGAGCUGCCUCGGUGAGCGAUGUGGUUCUGAUCGUCCCACCCUGCCUUCCGCGCCGGGCAGCCGGGACGGGGCUGAGCACCCAGCUGGCUUGCUGGAGGUGCUGACUGCCCCUUCCCUAGGGCUGGCCACCGUCCUGCUGCAGCACCAACAGGAGCCUGGCUGGAGCUCUCUGUGGGUUAAAAGGAGAAAGGCGUGCGCUGAAGUGACCUCCGCCGUUCAGACGAGCGCCAGGGGACCCGCGCUUUCCUUCGGUGCCGGACCGGAUCUGCUCCUGGCCUUCUUUCCAGAGGGAUAACCUGAUUUUGAAAUGGAUUACAUAGAAAAUAACUGGGGGGGGGGAAUUCAUUACUUUAUUUUUUCUGGGCACUGUGACAAAUAGAUUCCUGACUUUAUGGAGCUGUUGCAAUCCGGGGACUAAACCUCAGCCCUCCUCCAACUGUGGGAAGAGGGUACCCGGACCGAGCCAAACCGCAGCGUUGUGCCGGAGGAGAGCUGCUGCUCGGAGCACAGAUGAAACAGUCCAUGGGCUCACAGGGUUUUCUUUUCCUUUUUGGUUUGUUGGGG